AUGUACUACGCUUCGGACUAUGCCGUUGGAGCUGUUUUGGGGCAGUGUAUAGACAAACUCCCCCAUGUCAUCUAUUAUGUGAGUCGAACUCUUAACAACGCUCAACUUAACUAUUCUACCACUGGGAAGGAGUUGCUGGCAGUCUUGUUUGCUUUGGAUAAGUUUCGAUCCUACUUGCUGGGUUCUAAAGUCAUUGUUUACUCGGAUCAUGCAGCCUUGAGGUAUCUUUUCGCCAAAAAAGAUGCCAAAUCUCGUCUCAUCCGGUGGAUACUACUACUGCAUGAGUUUGACAUCGAAAUUCAGGAUAAGAAGGGUUCUAAAAAUGUGGUAGCUGAUCAUCUGUCUAGAUUGAUUGUGGAUUUUACUGAAGAGGCCACCUCCAUCUUUGAAACCUUCCCUGAUGAGCAAUUGAUGCACAUUGCUCAUACUCCUUCACCAUGGUUUGCUGAUAUAAAGUUAGGGAGUAUUUCUAGAAAGAAUAUGAUGCCCCUCAACCCCAUUCUGAUUGUUGAGAUUUUUGAUGUGCGGGGCAUCGAUUUUAUGGGACUGUUCCCAAACUCCUUUGGCUAUCUUUAUAUCCUUGUUGCUGUGGAUUAUGUGUACAAAUGGGUGGAAGCUGUUGCUUGUAAGACCAAUGACCACAUAGUAGUGGUUCAGUUUUUGAAGGAUAAUAUCUUUGCUUGUUUUGGUACUCCCCGAGCAAUCAUAAGUGAUGGUGGUAAGCAUUUCUGCAACAGGAUCUUUGAGCAGUUGAUGAAGAAAUAUUUCAUCACACACAAGGUUGCAAGCCCAUAUCAUCCUCAAACCAGUGGACAAGUGGAGGUAUCUAAUAAGGAGAUCAAAAGAAUUUUGGAGAAGACGGUAAAUCCUUCACGGAAAGAUUGGUCUUUGCGCUUGAAUGAUGCACUGUGGGCGUACUGCACAGCCUUCAAGACCUCAAUCACAUGUCCCCAUAUCGGCUUAUCUAUGGCAAGGCUUGUCAUCUUCUGGUGGAGCUGA
Molecule: messenger RNA, 999 nt
Organism: Alnus glutinosa
Lineage: Eukaryota; Viridiplantae; Streptophyta; Magnoliopsida; Fagales; Betulaceae
Exons: 2
Coding region: 1-999 (332 amino acids)
Biological process (GO): DNA integration
Molecular function (GO): nucleic acid binding
Source: RefSeq, a predicted model, not a curated record